Molecule: messenger RNA, 225 nt
Organism: Racocetra persica
Lineage: Eukaryota; Fungi; Glomeromycota; Glomeromycetes; Diversisporales; Gigasporaceae
Source: the annotation of a GenBank genome assembly
AUGGUCGAUAAAUCAAAGCCUCCAAAUGAUGCUUCUGAGUGGUCCAUUUCUGCUUCUUUCAUUCUGGAAAAAGACGAUAAUGAUGAAGAAGAAGUAGUUCCAAAUGAUACCAAUGGAAAUUAUGAUGAAUUGUAUGAUGAUUACAAUAAAUCCCAGAAUGAAACCAACAAUAAUAGUAAAGAAUAUGACAAUUCUGGCAAUGCAAAUGAUAUUUUCGAUAAAUAG